GUCACACGCUAUUAUUCAACAUUACCACUGUGGAGUUGUACUCAACGAUACAACACUGAACAGUCUGGUAUAUACCGAAACAUACCCUUCUCACACCCACCGUAGUACCAUCACCGAGCGACCGGAUCAGCGUCAUGGCCAAUGCCAAAGAACCCUCGGAGCUGAAGCAUGAGGACCUCGAAGAGCUGCUGAAGGAUGACGACGCCAUCAAGGUCGGCGGAGUGGAUAUCGACGGCCAAGUACGAGGAAAGUUGAUGUCGAAGAAGAAAUUCAUGUCCAUUGUCGCGAGCGGAUUCGGCUUCUGCUCCGUCAUCUUUGGCUGGGAUAUGCACGAUCAGACAUAUUUCAAAGAGCUGGCCAUCAGCAAUGCCGCCAAUGGCUACAGGGAUAUCACUGCGGAAGUGGACGUGAGCAGCUUUCGAAGAAUACCAUGGGAGAACAAUGUGCCGUUCUUCCUGGUGAGCUUCAGAGAGCCCGAAGGGGAAAAGUUGAUCGCAUGCCCUCGUAGCUUGCUGGAAACAGCGGUCGAGAAGAUUGAAGCCAGCGGCAUUGGGGCUCUAGCCGGCGCGGAGUACGAGUUCUUCACUUUCAGAGCACCAUCCGAUCCUAGCGCGAAUGAACGGAACUCGAGCGCGACGGUAACCUUCUUGAAGAACAAUCCGGUGAACUCCCUGCCUAGUCUCGAAGAGGGCAUGUUUGGGUACUCUCUCACGCGACCGACACAUAACCAGAAGUGGUACUAUGAUAUAUUUGAGACGUGCAAAAAGUUCCGGUGUAAUAUCGAAGGAUGGCAUACGGAGAGUGGGCCGGGUGUAUACGAGGCGGCACUGGAAUAUGGAGAGAUCAGGCAGAUGGCAGACCGGGCUGCACUGUUCAAACUGGUGGUGAAGAACACGAGCUCCAAAUACGGCAUCACACCGUGCUUCAUGGCCAAGCCGAGAGAAGGCUUGCCCGGUAACAGCGGCCAUAUGCACGUGUCACUUGUGGACCACAAAACGGGCAAGAAUCUCUUCCAUCGCGAGGAGAAGGACGAGAACCCUCCAUACGCAGAUGUGGCACAUGUGUCCGACAUUGGCCGCUCAUUCCUCGCAGGCGUCUUGGAAGGGCUACCGGAUAUCAUGCCACUCGUGGCUCCUACUGUCAACAGUUACAAGCGUCUGGUCGAGAAUUUCUGGGCGCCAGUGACGGUAUCAUGGGGCUUAGAACACCGCGCUGCCUCUGUCCGUCUGAUUGCACCACCGACAUGCCCGCCAAAGGGCACACGACUGGAGAUUCGCGUGCCAGGUGCUGACACCAACGCCUAUCUCGUCCUGGCAGCAAUCCUGGCGCUGGGAUGGCGUGGUGUCGAAAAGAAGUUGGCAAUUCCUGUACCGCCACUGGGGAAAGGUCAGGAUGUAGGAGGAGAGGCAGAUAAGGGACAGAGGCUUGCAAAGAGUCUCAAGGAAGCAACUGCCACCUUUGCUCGCCCAGGAAGUAUCGCGCGUGAGGUCCUGGGUGACGCAUUCGUCGACCAUUAUGCUGGCACUCGCGAGCAUGAAGUCCGGCUGUGGGACGAAGCGGUGACUGAUUGGGAGGUGAAGCGAUAUAUCGAAACAGUAUAGGCAGCAUCAGUGGCUGGACAGCUCAGGGUGAUGGAUCAGGCCGUCCAUGUGGGAGCGGGAGAAUGAAUCUGCAGCGAGUAGUUCUCAAUCUAAUGACCUCCACAUCCGUUGAGC
Sphaerulina musiva SO2202 is the source of this 1715-nucleotide messenger RNA. RefSeq names its product glutamine synthetase/guanido kinase. The transcript has 3 exons. NCBI's taxonomy places the organism in Eukaryota, Fungi, Ascomycota, Dothideomycetes, Mycosphaerellales, Mycosphaerellaceae. Bases 135 to 1601 code for a protein of 488 amino acids. The record is from RefSeq and is a predicted model, not a curated record. Gene Ontology annotation, molecular function: glutamine synthetase activity.